CAGUGAUUUGAUUUUAAACCUUAUUUCCAGGUUAGUCGACUCCCACUGAUGGCAUGUUGAAGUUCAUUGAACAGCAGCUGAGAGGGCGUCGGAUCAGAAGGGGACUGCUCUAAAAGCUGGGCUUGCAACAACAUGGGCCAGUGUGUCACUAAGUGCAAGAAUCCUUCUUCCACCCUUGGCAGCAAAAAUGGAGAUAGAGAAUCUAGCAGCAAGUCUCAUGGCAAAAGAAGUGCAGUUCACAAAGAAGAACAUACCUCAGUAUGUGCAAAAUCCUCUGGCGACAUACUUGUCAAUGGGACAAAGAAAACGGAUACUGCUUUAGAUUCUAGUCAACCUCCAACUUUCUCUGGGGAUGCAAAGAAAGAGCCUGUUUCCGGCACCGAGGAAUCGUCACUUCAAAGGAUUGGGGAAUUGUUUAGGAGAUACAAGGACGAACGAGAAGAUGCCAUACUGGAAGAAGGCAUGGAACGUUUUUGUAAUGACCUCUGUGUUGACCCCACUGAAUUUAAAGUGCUAGUGUUGGCUUGGAAAUUCCAGGCAGCUACUAUGUGCAAAUUUACAAGGAAGGAGUUCUUUGAGGGCUGCAAAGCAAUAAAUGCGGACAGCAUUGAUGGCAUUUGUUCUAGGUUCCCCAGCCUCUUAAAUGAAGCCAAACAAGAAGAUAAAUUCAAGGAUCUCUAUCGUUUCACCUUUCAGUUUGGCCUGGACUCUGAAGAAGGACAGAGGUCUCUACAUCGGGAAAUAGCCAUUGCCCUUUGGAAGUUAGUCUUCACCCAAAAUAACCCCCCUAUAUUGGACGAGUGGUUAAACUUCCUAAUUGAGAACCCCUCAGGAAUUAAGGGAAUCUCCCGGGACACAUGGAACAUGUUUCUAAAUUUUACUCAGGUGAUUGGACCAGACCUUAGCAACUACAGUGAAGAUGAGGCCUGGCCUAGUCUCUUUGAUACCUUUGUGGAAUGGGAAAUGGAACGAAGGAAAAAAGAAGAGGAAACCAAAUGUAUUACAUGUUCAGACACAGAAGGUCCGUGUAUAGAAGAACAGACUUAACAGCAUUUAAGCAGCAGAGACAGAAAUAACCUGUUGCCCUUCAUUAAAUGUAAACUCUGGACCUUUCUGGAAAUUACUGAGGCUCCAGAUUUUUCUACUUUACACCUUUCUCUGCCUUGUAUUUGAAAGGGCUCUAAAAUGCUGUAUCAUGGUUUAGGCACUUUCUUAAUUUUGGUUAUACCUUCAACUCUUGCCCUGAAAUAUUUGACCCUGGCUACAAGUUAAAAACAGUUAUUGUUUUUUUUUUUUUAAAGAUUUCAGAUUAGUAUAAGUCUGACAUUUCUUGCACAAUGUAGAUCUUUUUGUUAGGUUUAAAUUAACAUUGCUAAAUUAUACAGUGCCAGAUUCAAGUUUUGUAUCCUACACCUAUCAGGGCAGGUCUGUACUGUGUGUAGUGCUGUUUACAUUGUUGAAAUUUUAGGUUAUAUUAAUUUUAAGGUUUUAUACCAAUAUGAAUAGCAGUGUUAACUGCUAACUACAAAUGCAUUAAUUCCCUCUAAAAACAAUGUAAGCGACUGCUUUUUGUAAUAUGGCUAAAUCCCAUUUUAAGCUAACUCUCAAAAAACAUGAGUUCAGGUCAUUCUUUUUUUGGAGUGUUGAACUAAAUGUUGGUUUUUAUUUAUGAAAACAUACUGUACCUGUCAGUCAACUGAACUGUAGUUAACACUUUGUAUCUAAAUUACUUAAGCAUCACAUGCAAAAGAGCAGUGCUACCUCAGUUUUACUGGAAGUAGACUUCCUUGAUGAAUUUUCCUUUCUGCUGAAGAAGUCAUUCAUAUUUUUAUGGCUACGUGAAAAUACUUUGGAGCCAAAGGUUCUGCAUCUUAUGGCUGGUAAACAUUAACAGAAGCAAAAAAAAGCUGCUUUCGAGGGAAACUGGGGUAUGUAAAUCUGCUUUAAUUUACACUUGAUCUGUUCUUAAGUAUUAUCAACUUAUUUGUCUGGCAAGUGCAGUACACCUGUGUAGGGAUGAUCUCUUGCAUUAAUGUUGACAAACCAAUUUUUUAACCUAUACUUAAUUGCUAAAGCAUAGUUACAUCCCUCCAAAUUUUCUGGGGCAGCAACAACAUUGGCACCCAAUGAAAAAGUGAGUUCUUCAAUGUGUUCUUAAUGACAACACUGUAGACAAUUCAUUUUUAGGCUGAUUUAAUAAUGUUUAAAUAGGACUCAAUUUAUUGUUUUAAAUUACCUGUACUGGGAUUAUUUGCCUGUUGUGACCUAAAAAGGGAGUUUUAUUAACACUGGUUGAAAUUUU
Terrapene triunguis (Three-toed box turtle) is the source of this 2302-nucleotide messenger RNA. It is a transcript of the gene DCUN1D3, whose product is annotated as defective in cullin neddylation 1 domain containing 3. Gene Ontology annotation, biological process: positive regulation of ubiquitin-protein transferase activity; protein neddylation. NCBI's taxonomy places the organism in Eukaryota, Metazoa, Chordata, Testudines, Emydidae. Gene Ontology annotation, molecular function: ubiquitin-like protein binding; cullin family protein binding; ubiquitin conjugating enzyme binding. The transcript has 2 exons. Bases 133 to 1047 code for a protein of 304 amino acids. The record is from RefSeq and is a predicted model, not a curated record. Gene Ontology annotation, cellular component: ubiquitin ligase complex.